GAUUCUCGCUUUGCUCUCCCCAUCACCCAUCACUCAGAUCACCCAUCAACAACAACUGGGUGUAAGUGUAAUUAAGCUGUAAUAGAAUGUAUACGAAUCGUUGGGAAGAGGCCCAAAGUGAACCGUCUACAGGUCCAAGUUUAUUGCGGCUACCAACGCCUCCACCUAGAACAGUCACAGGGACGACACCGACAGCGGGAGCGGUGAUUGAUCCCGCGCUCGAAUCAGAAAACAGCGCAGCUUCAACACGACUUGGAGGAGUUCCACCGAAAAUGAGAAGGUCGCCAGUGCCCUUGUUGAACGGUUCGAGAACAGAAAAAGACGAGCCCUAUAGCCCAGAAGAGUCCCACUUGCAUCUGUCGUCAAACUCUGCAGACAGAUCCACAAUUCGAACCACGGACAUGUCAAACUCGUCAUCGUCCAAGCGUUCUGCUUCACCUGCUUCUGUUUCAGAAGAUGGGCAUGUACGACCCAGAUCUACAGACGAACAUCGCGGUCAUAAUGGCUUGCACCACGUCCCAAACUACCCGUACUCACCCAUGCACCACCCUCACGCGCCAUAUCCUAACGGCCACCCUCAUCAAUUGCCACCACCGCAUAUGUCCCACCACGGGCAUUACUACUCACAUCCACCACCACCACCUCCACUUACCCAUUAUUCCUAUUAUCCACCACCCCCUCCACCAGGCCAUAUCAUGCCAUACGCUCAUCAUGGGCACCCUCACCAACUUCCUCCGCCUCAUUCCUAUCCGCCACACCCGCACCAUCCGACACCACCACAUUUACAGUCACCGAAUUCACCGCAUUCACACACGCUACCUUCGCCGCAUAGCCAGAUGCACGGGCACGGGCACCUACCUUCGCAUAGCCAACGUGAGCCGUAUGCUCCCGAGCGCUACGCGCCUGGCGCGCAAGGACAAGGAGCAGGUGGCUUUCCACCACCACCACAACAGCCAUCAUCAACCGGAGGGAAGGGCAACGUUUAUCCGUCGGGGGCCGGACCCCCAACUUCUACCGGAGAGGUCGUCUACACCGAAGAUGCUGCGACCAAGCUGAGCGAUAGAGUAAGGAGAAGAUGUUAUAAUUGUUAUACGACGGACACCAGUACUUGGAGAAGAAGUAAUCUGAACCCUGGCAAGGUGCUCUGCAAUAAAUGUGGUCUCUUUGAACGAACGCAUUCAAGGCCACGUCCAGAACAGUUUCCUCAUAAACGCGGACCACUGUCUGGACCUGGCCUUCGCAGGAGUGGGUCACCCACGUCACCUAGCUCAAGCAACAAUGUCUACCCACCACCACCGUCUUUAGUACCCCCUCAAGCACCCUACUCCCCUCAUCAAUCACCACCCCAUCUUUCACACCCAUCACCACACCCUCAUUCACCUCAUAUGAACAAUAAUAAACAACCGCAAUCGAUGUCGCUUCCUCCACCUGGAUCUUUAGCUUCGCCCACGUUGUCUCCUUAUCCACAUAUGACGCUUCCACUACCUCGGGGUACGAAUGGACCUAGUUCUACCCAUCUUCCGCCUAUUUUGUAUGGAGAUAAGGAGAGGAGGUUGCCUCAGAUACAGACGUGGCAUUCGCAUGGACAUUCACAUCCCAAUGGCGUUGGGGUGAGGGAAUAUGGAGCUUCACAGUCACAGUCUAAGUCUUCGUCGUUGCCGUCGCCGGUAACUCAACAGUACUCUCGGGAACAUCAAUUGAAUGGGCGUGCGAGGUCGCCAGCGGCGACUGGGGGGGACGGGAAAGAGAGUGGGAGGAGGAGGAGAGAGACGGGUGGGAAGCGGAAAAGGGGGGAAGGAAAUGAUCCGGAGCAUGAGAGAGAGGUGAAUGGGCCACGGGUUAAGAGGGUGAAGGAGGAAGGGAUGGAGAGGGAAAUCAAAACUGAAAUGGAGAUGAAGAUGGAGGAAGAACGGGAGGAUAGGGUUGCUGAUGAGAAGGGGAAGGAUUCCGAGGGAGAAGAUGAAGAAAAGGUGGCUGUUGCUACCGAUCUCCUUGGGGACGGAAGUGAAGAUGAGGAGAAAUGAAUAAUAUAUGGGUCGUUUCUGUUUUUUUUUUUUUUUUAAUUUCUUGCCGUUUAUUCUUGCCUUUCCUCUCCCCCUGCCCUCCCCCGUCUCUCUUUCGGUUUCUUUGUACGUAUCAUUCGUGUUUUGGCCCCUCCUCCCAUCUUUGUUGUAUCUCUUUCCUUGAAAUCUGCUAUCGGGCUUCCUCGCUAUAGUCUAUAAUAUACUUAGCUUACAUUCUAUGUGGAUUUUUCUCCUCCUUUGUAUCUCGAGCGCUGCGGAUGUCUGUUUUUUUUUUUCUUUCUCGUGUAGCUCUUUUCGUGAAACAUACCCCCACAAACCUUUCCCUUUUAUCGUUUGCUUGCUACCUAUGCUUUUCCCCCUCCGGUCGGCUUCAAUGUCUCUUCAACCCAAAAACCUUUAUAAUCUUUUUUAUAGGUAUUGAUAUCUUCCCUUGCUGGGAGUUACACGUAUGCAUGGUCCCCCUUUUUUUCAAUAGAGUGUCAUUACUUGGAUGAUGGAUGAUGGAUGGUAUGUGAUUACUUAUUAGCGCUGCUAAUGAAUGUAUAGUUAUCUGUAAAGAGGUAUUACCUGAGGUAAG
Marasmius oreades (fairy-ring Marasmius) is the source of this 2601-nucleotide messenger RNA. RefSeq lists its product as uncharacterized. NCBI's taxonomy places the organism in Eukaryota, Fungi, Basidiomycota, Agaricomycetes, Agaricales, Marasmiaceae. Gene Ontology annotation, biological process: regulation of DNA-templated transcription. Bases 87 to 2024 code for a protein of 645 amino acids. The record is from RefSeq and is a predicted model, not a curated record. Gene Ontology annotation, molecular function: sequence-specific DNA binding; zinc ion binding. The transcript is spliced from 4 exons.